Molecule: messenger RNA, 363 nt
Organism: Phytophthora infestans T30-4
Lineage: Eukaryota; Oomycota; Peronosporomycetes; Peronosporales; Peronosporaceae
Exons: 2
Coding region: 1-363 (120 amino acids)
Biological process (GO): tRNA wobble uridine modification
Cellular component (GO): nucleus; cytoplasm
Molecular function (GO): tRNA binding
Source: RefSeq, a predicted model, not a curated record
AUGCAGCAUUAUCGAUUGCUUGAGCUGGCACGGAUGGUGCGAAUUGGUGGUGAGGUGUUAAUUGUGGCGUGGGCGUUCGAGCAAGACGAGCGCUCGAAACGUCGGUUUGAAAAGCAAGACGUCAUGGUAGAGUGGAAGCUUCAGCAAAAGUAUGCCAAGGAGGAGGAAAAGGAAGACAGCGCUUCCGGAUCGCACGGAAAGGUUGACCGCGAAAAGCGAUGGGUCGUUUAUGAACGGUACUGUCAUGUGUAUCGCAGUGGGGAGCUUGAAGCGCUAGUGGCGCAGGUGCAUGGCCUAGAGGUAGUUUCUGUCGAGUACAGUCGAUCCAACUGGUGCUUGCGCCUAAAACGGGUGGCGACAUAA